UUAAUUAGAAAAAAAUAACGCGUUAAAAAAGAAUUAACGCAUUUAAUCGCAGCUUGCAUUUCAAGCAAGGCGGAACCUUUGUCAUUGCACGUUUUCCUCGUAGACCGAAUAUCACUGACGCACACAACAAUGCACAGUGGCUAAUGGCUACUAAAACGAAAUAAAAACAGAAAGAAGUUGCCUUGCUUGGACUGAUGCAGGAUUUAGGAAACACGUCCGCCUCUUUUCUUAACUUGGAAAAUAAAAACUUCCAGACAACAACGGAGUCCGUGUCGCGGACAUUUUUCAGAGAUCGUCUCUGCUGCGGCUGCCCGCCCGGUGGCACCGGAAACUUUACAAAAGUUGCGUUAAACAGGAAGAACAUAAAAAGGAGGAGUAUAGCUGGAUAACAAACAGAGGUUGGAGGGGAGGAGCUACAGGACAAAUAUAUAAUCUGUAUAUGUCUCAUCAUUCGUGAACACCUUUUCCAUCCUUCAGAGGCCUCACCGUCAUUUACCUGCAUCACCAUGAAAGCAAUCAUGCUACUGUGUGUGCUGCAUGCAGCGUUUGGUCAGCUCCCAAACUAUGGUUGGAAUGGACAAAACCAGCUGCCAUCGAGUUCACCUGCAGGUGUAGUUACAGAUUGUAAUUCUGACCAAGCAUCGUGCAGCUGCUGUCUGAUGCAGAGGAAAAUGCAGAGGAUGGAGCAGCUUUUUAACUCUACGGUCAGUGAAAUAAGCAAACAACUGGCCAGCUCCAAGACAAACAUCAACAGUGUGAAAACUAGCCGCAGUGUCUUCUCAGUGGCCCUGAACAACGCGUCAGCUUUGACUUGCGUUGGCCCCAAUGCCAACGAUGCACCCAUCAUCUACAAAUACACCUUUUACAACACGGGAGGCUACAGCACUCAGACCGGCAUCUUCACUGCUCCUCUCUCUGGUGUCUACAGCCUUGCUGUCUCCAUCUACAGCGUUACCUCUGCUGAUAAAAGCCAGGCCUCUUGCGCCAGCCUCCUGGUUAACGGCAACGUGGUGUCGUCCCUCAGUGACAGAAACGGUCUGGAUGUUGAAGACAGCAGCACCAGUGUUCUCGCCAUCACGCUUAAAGCUGGGGACCAGGUGUCCGUCAGCCUUCUUAGUGGUUGUAACAUCUGUGACAGUUUCAACCAUUUCAACACCUUCACUGGCUUCCUGCUCUAUGCUGUUUGAUUCCUCUUCCUUCAUCUCCUCUGAAUGCAGCUGGACUAGACAAGAUCUUUCCAUAGGGACAGUUUUAGAUCUGUUGUUUUGACUGAUCCCAGAACAAUUACCUCCUGCUUCACUCUGACCCGCUAUCCAUUGCUUUCCUCCUUUUUACUGAGCUCAAUAAAUUCCUUUUAUUAAGCCAACAUGAAGGUUUUAAAUUGCAAAGCGAUGUCGUAGAAAGAUGCUUUUCAAAUGGAAGUAAAUCUUAGCUGUAAUUGUUUAUCCUAAAUCUACCAAAGUGAUCAGAUUUGGUUUAUCUGUAAAAUAUUUUAAUCCUGAUAAGAAAAUAAACAUUUUAACCAGACAGCUGGGUUUAUGACUUUUACUUUCUUUUAAUUUCCAUUAAAUAAAUAAAUUAUCCAAACAUGAUAUGAGAGCUAUCCUAAGUUUACUAUGCUCCGUUCUAAAACAGAACAGAACUUUCAGCUCCAGAAGGUCCUGGUAGUCUUGAGAUUUUAUUGGUUCCAAAACAGACAUUUCCUUCAGAAGCUUUGAGAUGUGUCAACAUGCACUCUGCAGCACAACCGGUGUGUUUGUUACUGACCACAACCAAAGUUUGGAAGAGGCCUCUGGGAUGCGAGGCAAAAUGUCUCCAACAAAACCAUAAAAGUCUUGCUGUUUUCACCUAAAACUCGCAGGAUGACUAAGGCCCAAUCCCAAUACUUGCACUGUGCACUCGGAGAAAGUGUGCAGUAACCCCGGUUUCAUACUGGAAGCAUCAGCGGUGCGAAACAGCAGCAGAAAGGUUUAAUCGCAAACUUCAAAGCAGUCCUUUUCACACGGGGAGAGUCUAGGCAGCUGCACGACUUCCUCGCUGUGCUCUUUGUUGGACUCGUGAGAUCUCACGAUCCCUCAAGACUUCCGAUCAUGGUUUGUUUAUGCAAUCUGCCAUGAAACCAAAAAGAAGGAAAUCACAUUUGAUAUCACUGUCAUAUAUGAUGUAUUUCCUCUCCACUGCCAGAAUUAAAGCCAUGAAAAAAACACAGCUGCACUUCUGGAACGAUGCUGUGAGUAAAUAAGCUGUUGAAUCACACGUAAGCUUCAUAUAUACAGUAUGAAAUAGCAUUGCUGCAUUACUUUGUUUCAAAAAUUACCAGAGAUUUUACACUGAAACAAAGCAGCCCUAUGUUAGCUAUGGAAAUUGACGUGUCCCAGAAGCAACUUGUGGCAAAAAUAGAACCCAAUCCAAUCUUUAGCAGUGCGGCGUGCUGCUUCUGGGACGGGCUUGGAAAUUGCCGCAUUGCUGCUGGUUUGAAACAGUCAAUAGACUAUGUAAGGUUAUGAAGUUCAUGGUUUUCAACUCCAUACAGCUGGCCCCUGGGCACAAUAAUACCGUGUAGAAAAACCAAGGUCGGGUGUUCCUCAGACUGUUUACAUUCCAGGAGAAGAGUCCGAAGGAGAAGAAGAAGCUUUACCUAAUCAAAGUACUUUAUUUGUGAUUAAAAUUAUUAAGCAAAACAGAUGUUGAUCAACAAUAAUCAAGUGAAUGAUCUGUGAAAUAAAUAUGUCAUGAAUUAUGUUUAAUGAAACCAGGACUACGGUGCAGACAUACUGAUCCUCAUCUCCAUAGAAAUGCAUGACACAUUGUUCCAACCAAUCAGAGCUUUCGGCUGCCGCAGGAGAAUCUGGUGUUGACUUCAACUGUCCAAUCUACUUUACUGAAACUUAUCAACAAUUCAGAGAUAUAAAACAAGGCAACGCCAUUUUAAGUCAGUUCCAUUUUGACUUCAGUUCUAUUCACCAUCAUCCUAAAGACAAGCGCAGCCUGGCCGGAUGCGUUUUCUUUAAACUAAGAACUGUGAAACGGGAGAUUUUCGUCGUUUAACAACCAGACGACGUCCUUUCAAAAUAAGAGCAACUGCUGACGCUGCUGAAUCGUACCGGGCCGACCCUCCAGACGGGCUUUGAAACGUUGUGACCGCUGCACCGACAGCUCCAUCGUACAUCCGAGGUUUCCAGACCUGGCAAUUCCUGAUCUACUUGGGAGACCCCACUGGGUACGUACACGCAAAAUAGCAGCUCAUGUCAUCACUUUAUAAGCCUCGUGAUAUCUAGUCAUAACAAAGACGACCAGAUUCGAUUACGUCAUCCUAGAGAAUCUGAACCAGACACACGCACUCACACACACGCACCAACACAACAUCCGAAUCCAUUCUCAUCCAUCACAGAGUAGUCCUGGUAGAUUGUUUAGAAUUUAUAAUUCAGAAAUUAAAGAUUCUCAAACGA
Molecule: messenger RNA, 3449 nt
Organism: Nothobranchius furzeri (turquoise killifish)
Lineage: Eukaryota; Metazoa; Chordata; Actinopteri; Cyprinodontiformes; Nothobranchiidae
Gene: cbln20
Product: cerebellin 20
Molecular function (GO): protein binding; zinc ion binding
Source: RefSeq, a predicted model, not a curated record